This is a messenger RNA of Syzygium oleosum, 2244 nucleotides long. RefSeq names its product protein SIEVE ELEMENT OCCLUSION B-like. Lineage: Eukaryota; Viridiplantae; Streptophyta; Magnoliopsida; Myrtales; Myrtaceae. The transcript has 7 exons. Gene Ontology annotation, biological process: phloem development. The coding region runs from base 70 to 2058 and encodes 662 amino acids. The record is from RefSeq and is a predicted model, not a curated record.
CCCUCCUCCAGAUUUGCUCUCUCUAAACGCUCCAAAGCCUAGACUCUCUCCUCUUUGAGAUUCAAAACAAUGGCGAGCUUCUUCAACAAUAUUUGGGAUAGCAUCAUUCCUUUUCUGGGUGACCAGAACAUAUCUAAGAACCUGCUCUCCAUUUUCGACGAUGAGAAGUUCAGGAAGGAGAUGUUGGAUACUCACGCUCCCGAUGAAGGAGACGUCGAUGUCCAGUCUCUCUUCCUUCUCAUCAACAACACCCUCAGUGAAGCUACCGUGAUUGUUGACUCGGUCGUCAACCCUAAGGGCACUCAAGGAUCUGCAAGCACUGCAUUCAAGCCACCAGAGGAAGGCUUCAAUCCACCCAUUGCAGCAAUCAACGAAGUGGCUUGUCAGAUCACAUGCAAGGCAUUAGACACCAAAAAUGUGCGCAAAACGUUUGAAUCGCUCUUUCGCAAGCUAUUGACCUACUCAUGGGUCGCUAAGGCUGUUAUUACCCUGUCGUCGCUCGCUCUAUACUACAGCGACUUUUGGCUACUCGCUCAACCAACGGGCAAGCUCACGAAGUCGAUGGCCAUACUGAAGGGGUUGCCUGCAAUCACAAAGUCCCCGGAUGUGCAAAAGAUCCAAGUGUUUAGAGAUCUGAAUGAUAUCAUUAAGAUCAUAUUGAGCAUGACCGAGUGCAUCGUGGAGUUCGAGCAUGACAGUAAAGAUGUUCCCGAGCUGUCCACAACAAUCGAUAUUCCAGGCAGCGUUUAUCAGAUCAUCAUCUGUGUCCUAGUUUGCUCGAUUCAGUUCACCAGCCUCAUCAACCUCGUAGAUGACUACAAGGGAAAAGAUCUCCAACCCUUUGCUCGGAAAGUGAACAAGAUAAACCACAGUAUCCAGGCAGAUUUUGAAGAUUACAAACACCGAAAGGCGGAAAUUAGAGAGUAUCAAAGGCUGGGGCGAAUUUUCAAUGCCCCCACUGAUAAUGUGGAGCUCAUCAAGGCCUUGUUUUACUUCAAGGACGAUCCUCAGCGACUCUUCAUUGGUUCGGAACCGGACAAAAAGUAUAAGGUUGAGUCCCUACGCAAGAAAUGUGUGAUGCUGCUGAUCUCCGACCUAAACUUGAGCCCUAACGACAUUUCCAUCCUUAAAAUGAUCUACAAGGAGCCCAAGUUCAAAGAGAAGUGCUAUGAGAUCAUGUGGGUCCCGAUCAUCGACCAAGAAGGCGAGGACACGAUCAACCAGUUCAAGCAUCUACAGUCACAAAUGCUGUGGUACUCGGUGUGCUCCCCGACACUUAUCAACAAGGUGGCCAUCAAGAUGAUCAAGGAAAAGUGGCACUUUAGGCAAAAGACUAUUGUGACUGUGUUGGAUCCACAAGGAAGAGUCUCAAACCAAAAUGCCAUGAGCUUGAUUAGGGUUUGGGGGUGGCAUGCAUUCCCUUUCACUGAUUCAGUAAUAGCAGACCUUUGGAAGCCUGACAUUGACCGGUUUGAGCUCUUGGUGACUGACAUGAUCUUUCCUAAUAUACAUGAAGUUAUCAAGUCCGAGAAGUACAUCCUCCUUUACGGAUCUGAAGACCCCAAGGCAAUCCAGGAAAUUGAGGAGCCACUGAAGAAGAUCAAAGACGAUGGCAUCCCCAUCGUCUCCCACAAUGUCAACAUGCCGCUCUUCUGGAGCCGCCUCGAGAGCUGUAUGCACUUGAAAUUGCAAACCAACGCGAAUGUGCCCGAAGCCCUCAUGCGAGAUAUCCUCAACCUCUACACCAACUUCAAGAGGCACGGCGGGUUUGUGGUUCUCACAAAGGGGUCACGGAUCGUGACCAACGACUCGAUAGUUACUGUCACAGAGGUUUUCUCCAAAUACGAGACUGAAUGGAAGAGUCAGGUGACCCCGAACGGUAUGACGUUCGACAUGGCCUUCAUGGAUUUCCGCAACCAGGUCUAUGACCCUCCAAGGUGCAACGACUUCUGCAUUCCCACUAUAGUGGAUUACAUCCCGGAGAAUAUGAAAUGUCCGGAUUGCCCUAGCAUGAUGAAGAUCAAUUUCAACUUUGAGUGUUGCCAUGGAGCACACUAGCGAACCUACAUAUCCGUCUACUGGCCCAUGUCCACAAUAAGAGGUGCUCAGUGAGUACUUUGUAGGGCGGGACAUGAAUGAAGGGGCUGUUUGCUCAGUCCCAGAGUGUGUAUGUUGCCCACUUUAGGGCAACCUAUGUAUGACUUGGCAUGUCCGAGUACUUUGUUUGAGCAUGUAGUUUCGUUC